Messenger RNA from Populus euphratica (Euphrates poplar), 1806 nucleotides. RefSeq lists its product as uncharacterized. The record is from RefSeq and is a predicted model, not a curated record. Bases 247 to 1593 code for a protein of 448 amino acids. The transcript has 3 exons. NCBI's taxonomy places the organism in Eukaryota, Viridiplantae, Streptophyta, Magnoliopsida, Malpighiales, Salicaceae.
UAACUUUGUGUGCUCGUAUCCAUUGGAGUGCUAAUUUUGCCAGACCUGAGCAAGACAUGCCUAGGAUCACAAGAUCAGCAGUGUCACGGGUGAAGUGUGCAAUCACAACAGAAGAGAAGCUCCACCGCAGGUUCAAACCGAAGACCCUCGUCUCCAAACGUCCUCAUUUUCUCCACCGCAGAAUGGCCAUCUUCACGGUCAUUUUGAAACGCUGCCACGGAUCACUGCGUCAUCACCGAUAUUGAAAUGGAGGCAACACAAUCAACCACAGCAAUUAAUAAUAAGAAGCGGAAAAAGGGAAAUCAAGACUGUAAGAAUAGUAAUUCAUCUCGUGUUUUGAGCACUCCGCGAACGCGUUCUCAGGUAUCCCCGGAGUGGACUGCUAAACAAGCACUCAUUCUAGUGAAUGAGAUUGCUGCUGUUGACAAGGAUAGCUCAAAAGCGGUAUCGACCAAUCAGAAAUGGAAGAUCAUUGUUGGUAACUGCGUUGCGCUGGAUGUAACGCAUACCCUGAGUCAGUGCCGGAGCAAGUGGAACUCUUUGGUUAUCGAGUACAACCAGAUUAAAAAAUGGGAUAAAGAGUCCGAGUCGCGGAGUGACUUCUACUGGUCUCUGGGAUGUGAAAGGAGAAAGGAAUUUGGACUUCCGGAGAAUUUUGAUGAUGAGCUGUUCAAAGCUAUUGAUGAUUAUAUGUGGAGCCAGAAGGAACAGCUGGAUACGGAUCCAGAUAACGACCUUCAAAAGGCUGACUUGCUUGAUGUAAUUGCAAACUUGGGGGCCAAGAAACAGAGGAAGUGGUUAACAUCUCUGAAAACCCAUACGGAAGAGAAGACUCACAAAUGCUGCAGAAAGGAAAACUCCCAAACAAUCCACGCAGAAGAAGAGCCUCAGAAAAGACACGAGGAAGAAAAUUCUCAGAUAUACUGCACUAUGGAAAGCCCUCAUGGAUUCCAUGCUGAAGAAGAAUGUCAGGAAAGUCAGGUGCAAGAAAACACUCAGACAUGCUGUUCUGAAGGAAAGCUUCAAACAAUCCACGCAGAUGACUAUCCUUGGGAAAGAUGCGCAGAAGAAGAGCCUCAUACAAUCCAUGCAGAAGAGUGGCUGCAGCCAUGCUGCUCAAAGGAAAAGCCUCAGACAAUCCAUGUACAAGAGGAAAAUCAAGAAAGAUAUGUGGAAGAAAACCAUCAGACAUGCUGCACAAAGGAAAAGCCUCAGACAAUCCCUGCAGAAGAGGAACUUCACGAAAUUCAAGUGAAAGAAAAGCCUCAAAAGCCACUUAGAAAAGAAAAACCUCAGAUUGGCAGUGGGGAUGAAAAGCCUAAAAUCUACAGCGGACGAAAAAAAAUGCCCAGCACAGAAGAUAUGGAGCAAUUGAUGGUGGAAAAACUCAGCGAGAAUGCUGAAAUGAUCCAGGCUGUAGUUAAUGGCAACCUUCCUGAGAUGGCAGACGUCGAAGCUGCUGAUUCAAACAAUAUCGAGGGCUUCAAAACUGAUCUUAUAAGAAGUCAAGGGGACAAGCUUAUUGCAUGCCUUGAAAAUAUUGUCAACACUAUGAGGCAGUUCCCUUGGCUUCUCCAAGAUGCGACUACUUGAUGUAUCUAAUGUUAAAUUUUCCUUUUAUGGGUUAAUGUAGAUAGUAGCCACCAUGACCGGCAUCAUCGGGAAUAAGACUGCUCCCUCUCCUUCAGGUUUGAGCGCAUUUCCUUAGUUCAAAGCCUUAAACUUUCACAUGUAUUGUACUGGUUUGAACGAUGUAGAAAUGGAACCCCGGUUGCGGAAUAAAACAUAAAUUUGUUCUUCGAGCUA